Apis dorsata (giant honeybee) is the source of this 1447-nucleotide messenger RNA. Its product is annotated as leucine-rich repeat-containing protein 70-like. Gene Ontology annotation, cellular component: extracellular matrix. The record is from RefSeq and is a predicted model, not a curated record. Gene Ontology annotation, molecular function: protein binding. Bases 37 to 1392 code for a protein of 451 amino acids. The transcript has a single exon. Lineage: Eukaryota; Metazoa; Arthropoda; Insecta; Hymenoptera; Apidae.
GAAAAUUUAUAUUUUAUUUUCAGAAAUCUUGGAAUCAUGAAAUUAUUAAUUACCUUCGUAAUAGUCUUAACUUUUUCGUCAUUAAUUAUAUAUGGAAACGUUAUUCCAAAUGAUUACGAUAUAUCUAUGAAUGCAUCAGAUAUCUGUGCAAAUAAAACUUUGAUACUAAGAUUUCCUUCUUUAAUAACAAUAGAUAAAUAUUUUAUUGCUUCUCCUGCUGUAAGAUGUAUUGAUAUAAAAGGCAUUGUUAUGAUUAAAGAAGAAACCUUUGAUAACAUGCCAAAUUUAAAAUAUCUUGAUCUCCGAGAAAAUAAUAUUUAUCCAGCAAACUUUUUUUCUUUUAAUCUUUCAAAUGUGGAAAUAUUACGUUUCGGUUAUCAAAAAAAAAUUUCAAAUUCGAUAGAAGAUAGAAAAAUAAUAAUAAAAAAUGUAUAUCCUGAACUUCGAUAUUUGGAUUUAGAAUAUGCAAAUAUCUAUACAUUAAAUAGUGAAUUGUAUAAUCCAUUCCCAAAAUUGACACAUUUAUAUAUUUCAGGGAAUAUGAUUCAGCAAAGUUCCCUGCAUAAUAUUUUAUCUAACACGUUAAUGUAUCUUAAUUUAAGCAAUAAUGGAAUUUCCGAAUUCUUAUUCGAAGGAUUAAAUAAUCUAUUGUCGUUAACCUUAGAUAAUAAUAAAAUCAGGAGAAUGGGAAAUGAUAUUAAUUUGAAUGGAUUGUAUAUGUUGCAGAAUUUAUCAUUGGAGAACAAUCAAAUCAGUUUUUUCCACAAUAAUACAUUUCAAUAUGUGCCCAAUCUUCGAUAUUUAAAUCUUCGUAAUACUUCUUCGAUUUUUAAUUUCGAUAUAUUUCAAUCUUUGAAAUUUUUAGAGACUCUUAUAUUAGAUAAUAAUUCAUUCGAAAAUGUUCCGAUUUCAACACCUUUAUAUAUAACUACGCUCUCGUUAAAUUGUAAUAAAUUAAGAUACCUAACGUAUAGCUCUUUCAUCAAUAUGCCGAAUUUAAGAAAAUUACACAUAAGCAGGAAUAUGAUUUCAAGUAUCAAUGUGGACACAUUUGAAACUCAAAAGCUGUUGGAGGAGUUAUAUCUUGAUGAUAAUUAUUUAAGUUUUUUGCCAAGAAAUUGGUGUGAAUUUAUGAAGGAGCUUCGAUAUUUAAAUCUAUCGGGGAAUAAAUUCACUUCUUUAGAAAUGGUGAUUUAUAGUUCUACUUUGCCUAUACAACAAUUAUAUUUGGAACGCAAUCCUAUUCAAUCUAUUAAUAUGUCAAGUAUAUUGAAAAUAGUACCAAAAACUAUGACAAUUUAUUUAAAGAUUGGUUCAGAAGCUAACAGAUCAUCAUGCAUAUCUUCUAUGUCAACCGAAACGAAUACAAAUUUAUUAUUAACUGAAUAUUAAACUUCUGAGUAUUCAACUCCAUCAUGGCAGUCAUCAAUUAGAUGGUAAUCUCGAU